CAAACAAGAUUCCUGCUGCUUUUAUUUUUGGAGACUCUUUAGUCGACGCAGGUAAUAACAAGUUAACAACUACAUCGUGUCACUCUCCAAGGCUAAUUAUGUACCAAAUGGGAUUGAUCUUGGAGGACCAACCGGACGAUUCACUAAUGGAAGAACAGCAGUAGAUAUCAUAAGUCAGGAAUUGGGUUUUAAAAGUUUUCCUCCUCUUUACUUGGCCCCUACCACGAAAGGACCUGUGGUUCUUCAGGGUGUCAACUAUGCUUCCGGUGCAGGUGGAAUUCUUAACAAAACUGGGGAGGUCUUUGGUGGUCGAAUCAACCUGAAUGCACAGAUAGAUAACUUUGCAAAUACCAGACAAGAUAUAAUCUCCAGUAUAGGUGCUUCUGCAGCCAUGAAGUUGUUUGAAAGUUCUUUAUUCUCGGUUACAAUUGGCUCGAAUGAUUUUAUCAACAACUACUUGACACCAAUACUCUCAGAACCUGAACAACAGAUGGUUUCACCGGAACUGUUUGUUGCCACCAUGAUUACAAGAUUCAGGCAACAGCUUUCUAGACUUUACAGUUUGGGAGCUAGGAAGAUGGUUGUAACAAACGUCGGUCCAGUUGGGUGCAUACUGCAUACCAUAUGAGAGAGACACUAACCCAGGCGCAGGGGAAAACUGUGUUAGUUCUGCAAAUCACAUGGUUCAAUUAUACAACUCCGAGUUGAGAAACCUUCUUGAUGAGCUUAGGACGAGUCUGAAUGGAUCAGUUUUGAUCUAUGCUGAUACUUAUCGCAUAGUAAAUGACAUCUUACAGAAUUCCAAAUCAUAUGGUUUUGUGAAUGCAAAUUCUGCAUGUUGCUCUUUGGGAGGGCGACAUGGUGGCCUGGUUCCAUGUGGUCCGUUAUCUAAAGUCUGUCCUGAUAGAUCCAAGUAUGUGUUCUGGGAUGCAUACCAUCCUUCUGAAGCUGCUAAUAUCAUACUAGCAAAACGUCUGAUGGAUGGAAACUCCGAUUAUAUUUCUGCGAUCAAUAUCCGGCAGCUUGCUCAACUUUAAUCGACUGACCAAAAAUGAAAUGGAACUGGAAUGUUACUAUUAGGAAUGAUAUAAUAAUGACUUUCAGUUUUGUAAUGCAGAUUGUAUUGAACGGGAAAUUAAGAAUUAUUGGAUGG
Molecule: messenger RNA, 1153 nt
Organism: Rubroshorea leprosula
Lineage: Eukaryota; Viridiplantae; Streptophyta; Magnoliopsida; Malvales; Dipterocarpaceae
Source: the annotation of a GenBank genome assembly